AUGGAUGUUUCCGAAGAUCUAGCAAGGGAUUACCCUCCAAGACUUUACCCUGAAGGGGCUUCUAUUUUUGAAAACAAAAGCAUUAAUACGAAUAGCCAUUUUUCUGAGAUCCCUCGACUUAGACAAGCAAUUGGAAUAGAUGUGUGGGAUAAUCUGAAGACGUAUCCUGUUGGAUUGAUUGCUAAACUGGCUGAGAGCAAAUUGGUGUGGUCUGAAGAAAGUUUUGAACCUGAUCCAGAGAAUUACAAAGCGUUGUGGGAGUUGUUGAAAGUGCCGCUUGGGUACGGACCCAAGUUUGAUGAACUUAUAGAAGCUUUAACGGAGUGUCCAUUCUGGAGUGCUGAUCAGCGGAAAUGGAGGGUCGUACACCCUUACGGCUUCAAGGACGUGUUAUUGGUUUGGGCGUAUGAAUCUGUCACAGUGUUCGGAGAGCUUUAUGGCAGAAAAGUGAAUCCAGACGAAAUUCCGCUUUUGCGAUGGGGUGGAAGUCGUACUCGUGCAAGUCUUGCUACUACAAUAGCUAAGGAGAUGAAUGAUCAUGGAACGGUGCGUGUGAGGAAAAUGGUGAUGAAGGAGGGUCUAGAAGAGCUGUUUCCUCAGUGGAAGGAUGAAGCAGAUGACCCACAACUUGAUAACCUAAUUAAAGAUAUACAUGCAGAUAGGUUUGUUAGAGAUUUUUAUGUGCAAUCGAAUGAGAAGAACAAAAAAACGAAGGCUGGAGUUUCGUCAGAGGCUGAGCCACCCUCAAAGAAGCAGAAGAAAGGUAAGAAACAGAAGGAGGUGAAAAUCAAUGAGGGUGAAACUGCUGUUGUAGAGGAGAAGGAGAGUGCAAAGGAGAAGGGUCGUAGCGAAGCGGUUCUGCUGAACAUAGUUGCUCAUCUCGAGAAGUUGGACCGAAAAUUUGACUCGAGAUUAACAGAAUACGACACCAAGUUUGGAGAUUUUUCCCAAGGCCUUUUGGAUACCAUUGGAGAUACAGUGAAAACUACAGUUGAAGAGCGUCUGAGAGUUUUGGGGGUGUCCAAUAGUAGUCAACCUGAAGGUCAACACGUGAUGGUCUCAGAAGACAACCAACAGCCGGAGUCCAAUAGUGGUCAACCUGAUGGUCAAAACGUGAUGGUCUCAGAAGACAACCGACAGCCGGACUCCAAUAGUGGUCAACCUGCAUCUAAGACCCCUAUUGAUAAACAGUCCGAAGACAGUCAACCGCAAAAGACCCCUGAUAAAGGCCAAUCUGAGAAGAAUCUGGCAUAUGAUAUUGCUAAAGCUGAUGCGAAAGGUAUGGGAUCAAAGCUGAAUUCGAAGGUUGUCAGGGAUAAGGCUGCUGGGUGA
Brassica napus (rape) is the source of this 1332-nucleotide messenger RNA. RefSeq lists its product as uncharacterized. The record is from RefSeq and is a predicted model, not a curated record. Bases 1 to 1332 code for a protein of 443 amino acids. NCBI's taxonomy places the organism in Eukaryota, Viridiplantae, Streptophyta, Magnoliopsida, Brassicales, Brassicaceae. The transcript has 4 exons.